AUGGGAAAUUCUGUAUCAAGAGCAUUAGGUAAAUUGUUUGGAUCUCGUGAGAUGAAAAUUCUCAUGCUAGGUCUUGAUAAUGCCGGUAAGACAACAAUCCUCUACAAGUUGAAGCUAAACAAAAUUAGGACAUCAGCACCAACGGUUGGAUUCAAUGUAGAAACUGUGUCAUACAAAAAUGUCAAAUUUAACAUGUGGGAUGUUGGUGGACAAGAAAGAUUAAGACCGCUUUGGAGGCAUUAUUUCCCUGCGACCACAGCAUUAAUAUUUGUUAUUGACUCUCAUGACAAGGAAAGAUUACAAGAGGCCAAGGAAGAACUAUAUGCAAUUAUAAGUGAAAAAGAGAUGGAAAAUGUGGUUUUGCUAGUUUGGGCUAAUAAACAGGAUUUGAAAGGAUCAUUAAAGCCACAGGAAGUUUCGGACUAUCUAGAAUUAGGUCAAAACUUGAAAAAUCAGCUUUGGUGCGUCGUUGGUAGUAAUGCACUAACGGGACAAGGUCUAGUAGAGGGUUUAUCAUGGAUCUCUAAUAAUACCCCAAAGAAAUGA
Messenger RNA from Zygosaccharomyces rouxii, 546 nucleotides. RefSeq names its product Arf family GTPase ARF3 (gene ARF3). Gene Ontology annotation, cellular component: cytoplasm. The record is from RefSeq and is a predicted model, not a curated record. Gene Ontology annotation, biological process: vesicle-mediated transport; intracellular protein transport. The transcript has a single exon. Bases 1 to 546 code for a protein of 181 amino acids. Gene Ontology annotation, molecular function: GTP binding; GTPase activity. NCBI's taxonomy places the organism in Eukaryota, Fungi, Ascomycota, Saccharomycetes, Saccharomycetales, Saccharomycetaceae.